Molecule: messenger RNA, 4075 nt
Organism: Leucoraja erinaceus (little skate)
Lineage: Eukaryota; Metazoa; Chordata; Chondrichthyes; Rajiformes; Rajidae
Source: RefSeq, a predicted model, not a curated record
UAAUGACCCUAAUCCAUGCAGCGUUCUGGCAAACCUCUUCUGCCCCUUUUUUAUUUUAUUUUAUUUUUUUAGUUUACAGAUACGGCACAGACACAGGCCUUUCAGCCCACUGACACCACAACGCCCAGCGAUCCCCGCACACUAACACUACCCUACACACACUAGGGACAAUUCACAUUUACACCAGGCCAAUUAACCUACAAACCUGUACGUUUUUGGAGUGUGGGAGGAAACGGAAGAACUCAGAGAAAACCCACGCAGGUCACGGGGAGAACGUACAAACUCCGUAGACAGCACCCGUAGCUGGGUUCGAACCCUGGUCUCCGGCGCUGUGAGGCAGCAACUCUAGCGCUGCUCCACCAUGCCGCCCAAAGCCUCCAAAUCCUUCCUGUACUGGAGUAACCAGAACUGCACACAAUCCUCCCAAUGAGACUGAACAAGAGCCCAAUGGAACUGCCUCAAUGUUCUUCAGGGGGACACUUUCUCCUCUCCCUCAUGUAACAUUGUGACCUCGUGAUUGUAUCUAUUUAAACCCGGUUGUCACAAAAGCUUCUUACGUCACAAAGGACCAACUUUUCAUUGAUGUUCUGAGCCCCAAAGGCAUGGAACUCGCUGUCAGGCUGCAAUAUUGUGAGGUCGUGACUAUUUAUUUACAGUUUUACACUGUUGCUCAGUAACAGUAAGAUCGCCAAUCGGUCUAACCGAGACACUCCCUCUGGGACCAUGCUGGCAAAGCUGGAACUGGUCCACACCCAGAGAGACACCAAGUGCUCCUUCCCUCUGGGUCCAUACCCGCGCUAUACCUGGAUCCACAAGGACACGCCGGAGGAUGGGCUGGACAAGGCUUGCUACGAGAUCUGGAAGCGGGUGCAGCAACUCUCAGCCCAGCUGGACUGCAGCUCCAAGGAGGUGACGGGCUCCGAGCCAGGCCAGGCCGAGGAUGCGGGCGAUACAGUGCGGGGCAAGGCGGGCAAGAGGGUGGCGGACAGCUGUGGCAAGGAUGACGUCUCCCUGCUGGUGCAGUUGGAGUAUCUGAGCAUCGUGGCGGAGAACAGUGGGGGCGUGGACCUCCAGCAAAACCGUCUGGAAGGGAACGACCAAAUGGUGUCCAUCCUGGAGACCAAGACGAAGGAGCUGCAGGACUCUGAAGCAGAAUCUCUGGAUAAGACCAACUUCUUGAAUAAUUUCCUGAAGUCCGGCAGUGGGACGGAGCUGAGCAAAGACAGCCUGGCCAAGGAAGAGGUGGCAGAGGAGAAGCAGGUGAGGUGUGGCUCAAAGGAGGAUCUGGAAGUGGGCAGCAGAGUCUCGGUGGCAUCCAACAAGGAGAUCUGCCAGUUACUGGCCCAGUUCUCCCUCAAGCACAUCCACGAGUCAGAGGCCCCGGACAACAAGGUGGUGAUGGAGGAGGCCCAGAUCAUCAAAGACUUCCUACAGAACAGCAUGUUCAGCUCUGCCGGGGACAAGAGGGCCCAAGUGUCGCCGCCGCUGCCCCUGGCCUCGCGGGAGCCGCAGGACGAGCAGGCCCGGCGCCAGCUCCCCGUCUUUGCCAAGCUGUGCGAGGAGCCACCGGCCUGUGAGGACGAGGGCCACAGUGAGCCGCUGGCUCUGACCUCGGGCCCAGGCCUGGCUUCGGGCCUAGCCCAGGAUAGGCCGUCAUCGGGCAGCGAGCUGGUACGCCUGCUUUGCGGGGCGCCGAGGGAGGUUUACCGCAAGGAGGCCGAGGGCCGCGACUCGCCAGAGGCCUCGUCCCCGGAUGCCAGGCCCAGCCGCUCGGAGCACAGCUACAGCACCAGCCGCCACUCGCUGAAGGGCCUGGCGCCAUCAGCACGCAGGGCCGGGCCCAAGGAUGUGACCAGACCCCGGGAGCUGGCUGGGCCCCAGCACCUGCUGGCCAGGCGAGGUGACGGAGGCAAAGACCUGGCCCCUGAAGCAGCCGCAGCAGAGGGAGAUGCCGGGAGUACAGUGGAGGCCGAGGCUUCGGGGAGCGGCGGCCACUUGGGCCCUGAGUUCCCAGACAUGGAGCGGCACCCGGUGGGUCCUGGGCCUCACAAACACCGGGCCGGCCGUGAGAUGGAGGCCGAUGCCUCGGUCCUAGUGGGCUCCAACCCUCCCCCUCCCCCUCCCUCCUCCCCCUCCUCCCCCUCCGCUACCCGACGCUGGCUCCAAGUACAGCAGCAGCGGCUUGUACCCCACCCGUACCCAGCCCUGCCCGGCCGGCCGGCCCUCAUCAACUACCCAGCUGCUCCGCCAGCCCCCGCUCCCCCCACAGCCACCGCCACUGCCUCACCAGCUACCGGCUACGGGCAGCAGCCCCCCUUCUACCCGGGCCGCGGCCUGCGCUUGCCGCUGCAGCAGCCUGCCUACCCGCAGGCCGCAGGCUGCUUCCUGCGCUCAGCUGGCCCGGGGCCCGGUCCCGGGGCCUACACCUACGGCCAGGUGGCACAAGAGUUUGUGCCGCGCCACGCCUACAUCCGAGCUGCCUACGCCCCGCUGCUGGGCUACUGGUCCUUCGUGCCCGAGUACCCCUACAGUGCCCGCGGCAAUGCCACCUCCGCUAAGCCCCUGGCCUCUGCCGCCGCUGCUGCCGCUGCCAACAACCCCCCGCCCAUGGCCGGCGACGGCCCGCAGUGCCUCUUCCAGCCCGCCUACGGCUACCUCGACACCAACCUGACCGCCACACGCUUCGGCUCGGCCCGCUCCGGCCCCCUCUACAGCGGCAGCAACUUCCAGGUGUACUACCCCGCCGACAGCAGCGGCUACAACUGCUGGUAGCAGGCGGCACAGACAGGGACUCCCCGCCCACUUGCCCACCCCACCACCAAGCACCGAGCCCGUCCCCACUGGCACCCACUCUGGGGGUCCAAAACAACCCUGUUUCAUAGAUUAAUCUCCCCACACUAAACUUCCUUCAAAGUCUGUAACCUUUAUACAACUUCACCAGUCCUUUGUAAAGUUAUAACGCACUAUAACUUCACUGUGCCUUCCUUAAAAAGUCUAACUUUUAUACUUCACUGUAAUUUCCUCUAUGAUGUUACUAUAAUUUCCUUAAGUUUAAAUAUUCUGUUACUUCACUGUGCCUCCCUUAAAUUACUCAACUUUAUAAGUGGUAUAACUUUACUAUGACUUGCUUAACAGACAAUACUCUAUAACUUCCUCAAGUUACGAUACUCUUGAACAUCACAAUGCCUUCCUUAAUUUACAAUCCUCUAUAACAUGUAUGAUUUCCUCAAAUUACAUACUCUAUAAAUUCCAUGUCUUCCUUAAGUUACAAAACGCUGCCUUUUGUUUAACUUCAAUAUAACUUCCCAAAGUUACAAUACUCAAUAACUUCACUAUGCUUUUCUCAAGUUACAAGACUAUAAUAUUUGUAGAACUUCACUAAGACUUCCUUAAGUUACAAAUGUCUGUAUAACUUCACUAUAACCUUUUCUGCUAUAAUUUCCUUGAGUAAGUUACUAAAGUCUGUAAUAUUUCUGUUUGUCAUUGUUACUAAAAUGCAUAGCGGGCUCCUGUUGGAUAUAGAUGUCCCUCAGUCUAUCUAAUGUAUGCUACAGAUGUCUAUAGAUCACAUUAUAUCCUCUGUAUUCUAUCUAUAGCAUACAGUGGAUCCCCAGAUGGCUCACACAUAUCUCUGCAGCUGUCUGAAGCACAUUUUAGACCCAUAUGAGGUCCCUAUAUUUUAUCUGGAGAAAUUUGCGUCUCACCAAUAGCUUCCACAACUCCUACAGCAUAACCAAAGGGAGCUGUGGGCCUCGUUGUUAUGCUGUUGGAAGGGAUUCGGUUGGAAUUGGAUAGUUUUGGGAGAUUUGCUGGCUCCCUGGUAUAUGGAAUGGUGGUUAACAUUGAGCAGCCCCAGUCUGCAGCCACAGGGACAAGUCUUUGUACGACCGUGAGCAUCUAGCGAGGUGUUUCAGACAAAAGUGGCCUCUCACCUACUGGAACUCCCUGCCCCUCAUCGAACAGGCCUGAUUACUGACAUGUUGGCAAAUACUCUCCUCUCUAUCGCCCACAGCUUGGGGCAGUUCGGGAUGCCUAUUGGUGGUUACUAACAAAUAAAUAAAUGUAUUAAAAAAUG